GCUGUUGCAGAAGCUGCCUUUGGCAGCCGAUUUGUGUGUGAUAGGUGGUGGUGCCGCUGGCUUCUAUGCAGCAAUCAGCUUUGCAGAAAGAGCAAUUUCCAAUGGAUACCGAAAAGUGCCAGAUAUUCUGAUUUUGGAAAAGUCCGGUAAACUGCUUCACAAAGUAAGCAUUUCAGGUGGAGGAAGAUGCAAUGUUUUGCAUAGGCAUGGUGUGCCUCAGAACAGUUAUCCACGAGGAGCUAAGCUAAUGGAGACUCUGGCAACCACCCAUGGAGCAAUACACUCUGCUCGAUGGUUUGAAAGCAAGGGUGUUCAGCUCAAGACCGAGGACGAUGGUCGAGUCUUCCCAGCAUCCAACACUUCCAAGAGCAUCGUGGAUUGCUUUUUGUCAACAGCUGGUUCUUUGGGAAUCAAAGUGUUGCUCAGCACCAAGGCGCUGACAGUGGACGCGAAUGAAGCAGGUUUCCACAUAGUUGAAUGCGAGGGGACGAGAGGCGACAACCAACAGAACCAACAGAUUCAUUGCAAAAGGCUCGUAAUUUGUACUGGUUCUGCUCAAAAACGUUCCGUCCAAGCUCUGCUGAGGGAUGCAGGUGCAGAAAUUCGACCUGUGGCCCCAUCUUUGUUUUCACUGCAAUUCUCAACAACGGCAGCUUCCAGAUUUCGAGGCUUAGAGGGUGUGGCAGUGCAAGACGCUGGUGUAAAGAUCAAUGCAGAGAAGGGCGUGUGGAAAGGGUCCAACCUAUGUACUCCGCAGAUUCGCGGGCCCGUUCUUAUUACUCAUGAAGGAAUCUCAGGGCCAGCAAUCCUCCGACUGUCUGCGUGGGGUGCGUAUCAAUUUCAAGAAGUUGAUUAUAAGGCGAUGUUAGACAUCAACUGGGCUCCCUACCUCACAGAGAAAGGCAUGGUAAAUUCCAUCAUGGAAGUACCAGGGGGGCGUGCAAACCAGCCUCCAGUUCGUCGAAAAGCAGUGGGGGAGGUAUCGCCAUGGCCAGGCGUAUUGCCAGCUCGCUUAUGGCAGCGGCUGUUAGAACAUGCCGAUGCAGACGGUGACCUGACCAGCCACUUGAGGCAGCUUUCGGUUUUUGACAGUCCUGGAUGCAAAGCAAUUCUCAGUCAAACACCUUCUGUCCCAGUCAGCCAAUGGCCAUGGCGAUUCUUCGGAAAGGCAGAAGCAGCACAAGCACUGUCCAAAGUCAUGCUACCUCGAAUAACACAAGAUCAAAUCAGCGUAGCAGGUCGACGCACGAACAAGGAGGAGUUUGUUACAGCUGGUGGAGUUGACCUAAAUGCAUUGGAUUGGAAAAGGAUGGAGUCAAGGUCGCGGCCUGGUAUCCACUUCGCAGGUGAGGCUGUAGAUGUUGAUGGAAUCACUGGAGGUUUCAACUUCCAAGGUUGCUGGUCCAGCGGCUAUGCUGCAGGAGUCGCAGCAGCCGACUCAUUGUAUCCGAAGGAAGCCCACUGAGUCCCCAAUGGACAAAUCUGGAAACACGGGAACCUAUUGAAUCGUAUGGGUUUUCAGGAUGCAAUGUGGCUUGAGCCUUUCGCGCUUGAAUCUUGAUGUCAUCAGAUGCUUUGUGCAUGCCUUCCAAUACAUGAGCGAUCAUGAGCGGGUUUAAGCCGUGGCAACAUGGGAGUGCCAGCAGAGGCGUCCAGCCGAUGGAACUGUAGUUGGGCCGUCAGGGGACUCUCCAGGGCACAGCCAAGACAUGUCCAAAGGUUUUGAAUAUUUUCUAGCUUUGCCUGGGAGAGUCCCCUGUCAGCGCAGCUAUGGUAGCAUCGUAAGCAAAUCAAGUAUAUUGGUAGCACCGCAGUAGUGUGACAGUGCUCUGUCAAAUGCUCUUCGACAGAAUGUCGGAUUCAAGAAAUGUGUUGGAUUCACCGGAGAGACCGUCAAAGGUGAUAGACCGUGUAUGAGCCUUCCGGGCUGCACAGCAUGCCUAUCAUUUGUCGUUGCGCAACAACUUGCAAUGGCGAGGGUAUUGAAGUCGUGGUGGUGGAGGC
Messenger RNA from Cladocopium goreaui, 2004 nucleotides. The record is from the annotation of a GenBank genome assembly. Lineage: Eukaryota; Dinophyceae; Suessiales; Symbiodiniaceae.